UUUUAUGUUGUGUUGUUGGCUUGACGAAGCAGAGUCAUUUGUUCCAGUGGUAUCAGUCGGAGAGAAGACAGUCUGUAAACUCAUCCAACAUGGCAGAAGACAGAGCCAGAGGACGUGUUGCUAAGGACAGCAGAACAGCAACCGACAGACCAGCAUGCACAGAGAACCUGACAGAGACGGAUGCUUUCAUCAAUAGCUCUUUAGGUUUGGAUCCCACGGAGGAGUACAAGAUGAACAACAAAAAAAGAGGUCUCGCACUCAUCUUUAACCAGGAGCGCUUCUUUUGGCGCCUGGGUUUAAAUGACAGGCAUGGAACAAACGCUGACCGCUACAGCUUAGAGAAAAGGCUGCAGGAUCUAAACUUUGAAGUGAAAACUUACGAAAACUACAAACAGGAAGAAGUGCUGGAAAGAAUCAAUGAAGCUGCAGAGGCCGACCACUCAGACGUAGACUGUUUUUUACUUGUUUUCCUGAGCCAUGGUGAAAACGAUCAUGUGUACACCUACGAUGGCAAGAUCAGCAUUCAGGACAUCACAUCCCUUUUCAAAGGAGACAGGUGCAGGAGCCUCGUAGGAAAGCCAAAGAUCUUCAUCUUACAGGCAUGCCGCGGGGACAAGCAUGAUGAUCCAGUGACUGCCUGCGACGCAGUGGACAGCGAGUUAAAGACAAACGAGGUGGUAGUGGACGCCAGCGCUGUGCACACCCUCCCUGCUGGGGCUGAUUUCAUCAUGUGCUACUCUGUGGCUGAAGGGUACUAUUCCCACAGGGAGACCAUCAACGGCUCCUGGUAUGUCCAGGAUCUGUGUGAGCUGCUUCAGAAGUACGGGGAGUCUCUUGAAUUCACAGAGUUGCUCACGCUGGUCAACAGGAAAGUAUCAAUGAGGAGCGUUGGCAAUAGUAGUGACAGAAGUUCCAUCGGGAAGAAACAAGUACCUUGCUUUGCGUCAAUGCUGACCAAGAAACUGUACUUUCGGCCAAAAAAGGAGUAGUUAAACCUUUUGAAAGAAAAAAUAAUAUCCCAAAACGAGCUGGUUUUAUGAUCAUUAUUGAUACAUUUUAAGAAAUUAUGAUUUUUCUGUCUAGUCCUUUCAUGUGUUUUUGCUUAUGAACAAUACUAUUCACAUAUGCAUUGAACAAUCAGGUAACUGGUAGCCGUUGGAAUUACAGAGGUUAUAAAAUAACAGGAGCAACUUAAUACCCAUGCACCCAAGAAAUAUGAAUAAUCCCACUCUCACACUAUUAAUUUAAUCCUGAAACUUCAACUCUUGUGAAAUCAUGGUUUCAGUUAUCAAAUAAAGCUUCUUCUGGAGAUAACCAGAUUCCCUGGCUGUGAUCAAAAACUGGACCAUGGCAUGACCUGGCUGAUGCAUCUGCUUUUUGCAUUUUCAGCACAGAGAAUGAACACAGGGAACAUUUCUGUGGCUGAUAUAAGGUGGAGGGUAGAGGAAAAACUAGUAAAACAUCAUACAUGAUCAGAUUUACUGGUUUGAUCCUGGUUUGACACGCUUAUGUCGUUUCUUGUGAUAAUGCAAAUAUCAAGUAGCCCUAAUAUAAUCCAAUACAUUAACAGCAGUGCAGUACAGGCGGGCUAAGAACAAAACUAAAACACCUACCUUACCAAACAAAACCCCAACCCUUUAAGGGAGAGGGUUAGAAAACAGUUGCCCGUUUGUACUAUCAUUCUUUUAUUCCCCUAAUAACCAAUUGGCACCAGAAGUCAAAGUGCGUCUGGAUGACUUUGUAUUCAAACUGGAAAUGGCUUAAAUGUGAAUUCUGCUAAUUUGUGUUGACUCAAAUCAAGACUAAUUAUUGGGCCCAACAUUUAUAUUUUUUUUGUAUCAGAUUGCAUUAUGAUUUAAGAAGUUCCUCUUAUUUUAUUACUGUUUUCAGAUCCUGUAGAGCCAUACACAUUUAGCGUUCUUAAAAACUCUACACUGCGCAAUAAUUAGGGAUCACACUCUGAAAUUCUCUUUUUUUUUCACAUUUAGCAUGCUUCCACUUUAAACUACUUCGAUACCAAACCUGCCUGAUACUGUCGCUGACUUGUUUCUUAAGAAGCCAAGUAGACUGUAGAAAUGGACAUCUCCAGCUUUCCACGUGAUGUUCAUUAUCUCUGAGGUUUGUGGAAUUAUCAAGUACUGUGAAUCUAGUUUUUUGGAAUGUAAUUUGCAGGAACAUCUGAAAUCCAGACAUUUACAUUCCUACUAAAUGUUUCUUGUGAGGCAGAAGGCAACUACAGAGAAGGGUCCAAUAUCUCUUUUAAGUGUUCAUGAUCAAGUCAUCAUUAAAGAUUAUCCAGGCACUAAAGACAUGCCGUUUGUCUUAAAGCUAACUCCACCAAAAGGGAAUUCAUGUUUGUGCUGUUCUUUGUGUCUCAGCCACAACACAUGAAUAUGAUAAAUGCAUAUUUGCACCAAAAAUGGCAACAAAAACCCAAGUGUGGAAAGUACCUCAGGGAGGAGGCGGGGUGUUUGUGAGCUGUACUCUGGAACUAAAACACUUCUAGCUUUGUCGCAUGAUCUAUGACUCAGGAAAAACCAAGAUAGCAGCAUACAUUGAUGAUCCUGUAUUUUUGUGGUCUAUCCUGUUGUGACUUUUCAAAAUAAAAAGUGUCCUUUUAUAUACUGUAA
Molecule: messenger RNA, 2630 nt
Organism: Labrus bergylta (ballan wrasse)
Lineage: Eukaryota; Metazoa; Chordata; Actinopteri; Labriformes; Labridae
Product: caspase-6-like
Biological process (GO): positive regulation of neuron apoptotic process; apoptotic process
Cellular component (GO): cytoplasm
Source: RefSeq, a predicted model, not a curated record